CCGCCAAGCCUCCUGGAAAAUGUAGUCCGGGGUCGUGUGCUUUCGACACAAAAUUGCGACCCGCUCCGAAAAUUCACUGAUGCGCCUGCGCAACGCGGGGCUUCUGGGAAAUGUAGUUCGAGCGGUCUGGCGAGCUGCCGAACGGCGUGCGGCCUGCUGGGAAGUGUAGUUCCCGCCCGAGGGUCCCGGCCAGGGCUGCGGAGGCGCGGCGGCAGGCGCGCGGCGGGCAGACCUGGAGGGGGCGGAGGCGCGCGGGCCUCAGAGCCGCCCGCGGUGCCUGAGGAGAGCGAGGUCACGGCGCCCCAGUGUGUCCGCUCCGGCCUCCACAGCCGCCACCUCUGCGAGGUCCCAGCGCCGGGCACAGCCAUGGCCUACUGUCGGCAGGAAGGGAAAGAUCGAAUCAUAUUUGUGACCAAAGAAGACCACGAAGCUCCCAGCAGUGCAGAGCUGGUGGCUGAUGACCCCAACGACCCAUAUGAGGAGCACGGACUGAUACUGCCAAAUGGAGACAUUAACUGGAACUGCCCGUGCCUUGGGGGCAUGGCCAGCGGCCCCUGCGGGGAGCAGUUCAAGUCCGCCUUCUCCUGCUUCCACUACAGCACAGAGGAUAUCAAGGGGUCAGACUGUGUGAACCAAUUCCGGGCCAUGCAGGAGUGCAUGCAGAAGUACCCAGACCUCUAUCCCCAAGACGACGACGAUGACAGUGAGGAGGGGGAGGAGCAGGCAGCGGAGCGUGGUCAGGAAUCGGUCCCCACUGAGGCUGCAGCCGCCCAAGAGCAGAGUUCAAGCUAAUGAAGGCCACAGGCCCUGAGCUCCACGCUCCUCACAGGACACGGACCUCUGCACCAUGCCUUCCAGUCACCCUCUGAGGAGAAGGUGUCUCCCUCGUUCUGUGCACUGUGAUGUUCAAAGUAAUUUAUUUGGAGGAUGGCGGCUUGGCUCUUUGCCAUGUACACUGAUAAAGGAGGGUUGUGUGUCUGUGUAUCCUGCACACACCUGUUGGUGAGUGUGGAUGCCCCCAGCUCUCAGACGGCCCUGGCGUUGCCAGCGUGGAGUAACGUGCUGAAUACCUCAGCAACCAGGGGUCAUUCUAGCAGCAUUUCUGUGGUGUGAACCUACUUAUUCUGAUUGUAUCCCUUGUUGUAGAUUUUAUACCUCUCUGGGACAUGAACUCGAGGCAGAAAGUUUCCUGUCAACAUGCUGGUGUGGCCCCUUCCUGCUGGCGGAGGCCAGAGGAGCCAGUGGUCAGUGCAUUUCUCAAGAUCAAUCUUGCUCUGGAGUGUGGGAAAGGCGGCUUCAUUCCUGCACAUUAUUUCCUUGUUGGCAUUGAGCUCUAGGCUCCAGGUUUUCUGAUUCCCAAUGUCUUUUGAAGUAGGGAGAAAGGUGGUUUUGCGAUUCCGUGUUUUCCUGUUCUGAGAGCCCUGGUUUGGGCCUGUUUUCACGCAGCUCACAGCCUCGUCAGGGGGCAUCUUCCUGAGAGUGGGGACCUCACUGUUGCCAGACCAGCAGCCAAAGAGGAAGCAGUGUGAAUGAGAGACUUAAUUAAAAGCAAAUGUGAUUUCUAA
Molecule: messenger RNA, 1565 nt
Organism: Perognathus longimembris pacificus (Pacific pocket mouse)
Lineage: Eukaryota; Metazoa; Chordata; Mammalia; Rodentia; Heteromyidae
Gene: Chchd4
Product: coiled-coil-helix-coiled-coil-helix domain containing 4
Exons: 3
Coding region: 367-792 (141 amino acids)
Biological process (GO): protein import into mitochondrial intermembrane space
Cellular component (GO): mitochondrial intermembrane space
Molecular function (GO): protein-disulfide reductase activity
Source: RefSeq, a predicted model, not a curated record